UUAAAAAAAUAAAAUAAAAAAUUAUAGAUUGUUUUUCUUCAGGGGGAGGGGGUUAGAGUUUGAUGCAAUUUGCCUUCAUAUACACCAAACCAUGUAUAAUAAUAACAAUAAUAAUAUGAAAUAAAAAAAAUUGAAAAAAAAUCCAUUUAUAUAUAUUGGGUUGAAAAAAAAAAAAGUAAAAGAAAAAUUUUUAAGAAAAUUUUCAAGAAUUCAAACAUCGGGAAAAAAAAGUUGAAAAGCCCUGAAACAAACUCUCACAAAGUUCAGUACAAAGCUUCGUACCCCAAAAAGCUCUCUUCUCUGUUUGUCCCUCCAUUAAGUCUCUUUCUCCGCUGCCAAAAUUCUCAUUUUCCAUUAAGUUUUUGGUCUGCAGGAACAAUAUGCUGAAAAGGGUAGCACCCAAAAUUCCUGAUUUGAAGAGAUUUCAUUGUCGAUUUGAUAGAAAUGUGUAUUUGGCAUCCAAGAAAACACUAACCCCAGUGGGAGGAGGAGUUGAUGAUCCUAUGUAUUGUGAUGUACCAAAGCCUUAUAGGAAAAAGUCUGAGAGGAAGCCAUAUCCUACGCCCAUGAAGGUUUUGAUUAGAAAAGCCAAGGAAGAGAAAGAACAUAGGAAGGCACAGCCUUGUAGGCUCCUUGAGAAACCCCCUGAUAAUGGCCUCUUGGUCCCUGAACUUGUUGAGGUUGCUCACCAUGUCCACCAAGCCAGACAGUCCCUUCUUCUUGGCUUGUCAAAGCUUCUUCAAGUCGUUCCCAUCCAACGCUGCAGGUUCUGUUUUGAGGUACAUGUUGGAUAUGUGGGUCAUGAAGUUCGAACCUGUAUGGGUCCAAAGGGUGGAUUUCGAAGUGCCAUGCAUGUUUGGAGAAAGGGAGGAGUUCAAGAUGUGGUUUUCUUCCCCAAAUGCUUCCAUCUUUAUGAUCGUGUUGGUAAACCAAGAGUUGGGCAUGAGGAGAGGUUUAGUGUCCCAAGAAUCCCUGCCAUUUUGGAGCUUUGUAUACAAGCUGGUCUUGACCUUCCUAAAUACCCUACUAGAAGAAGAACACAUCCUGUAUAUUCUAUUGAAGGAAGGAUAGUAGACUUUGAAUCAGUAACAGAAACUGAUGAAAUGGAUAGAAAACCUUAUGCCGGGAUUGUUGAUUCUCUAACACGUUCAAAUAUAGGGACAAAAGUUGAAGAAUUAGCUGAUUUAGAUUUGGCGAAUUCUGGUAAUCAUCAGGAUGUAAUGACAGAUGAAAUAAAAGGAAAGUUGAGGGACUUAAGCAUUGGGACAGUUGGCUCAUGGUUUGAGAUGAUGUCGGGAGCAAAGAAGAUCAUGGAGCAGUACAACGUGAUGACUUGUGGAUAUUGUUCAGAGGUUCAGGUAGGACCCAAAGGGCACAAGGUAAGGAUGUGCAAGGCAUCAAAACAUCAGUCCCGUAAUGGUUUGCAUGCAUGGCAAGAAGCCACAAUUGAUGACCUUGUGGGUCCUAAUUAUGUUUGGCAUGUUCAAGAUAUGAAUGGCCCUGCUUUGGAUAACAACCUGAAAAGGUAUUACGGGAAGGCUCCAGCAGCGGUAGAGUUGUGUGUACAAGCAGGAGCACCUGUUCCAGAUCAAUAUAGAAGUAUGAUGAGAUUAGACAUAAUUCCUCCUAACCGUGAUGAAGUUGAUCUUGUUGCAUGAGUUAGUGUUCUUUCAUGAGGUGGACGGCAUUCCUGUUUGCAGUUAUUGAUGUUGGCAAGGAAAACAAAAGAAAGGGUUCUCAUAGCUGGAAUUCCAAGUCUACUGGAUCAAAGUUGCAUCUAGUUCUGUUUUCUUCUAUGAGACUUUCAGGUCAUGUAUGGCUUGUGAAUAAUGGAGUUUGUAUGAACUUCCUGGUUUCUAUGUGGUACCCGUCGAAGUUGGUCAUAUUGCCUGUGUUUUAAUCAAAAAUGCCCUUUACAAAUCUGGUUCUGUAAGCUUGCAUUGUAACAGGAAGGAGAGCUUCUAAGGCUGGAGCAGCAAGAGAAACGAUGAUAUUUGGUUUAGAAGAAAAAAUAGGUUAAAUGUAGGAGUAAGAAAACACAAAAUGGGUUCAAUGUAGAAGCAAUGUAUAUACUAAAGGACCAUAAAUGUUGAAAUGAUCUAUAAACAACAAUACUGACAUUGUUUUUUCUGAAGCAUUUUGCCAGAAUAGAGCAGUAAAAGUACCGGAGGGUUAAUGGAACCAAGUAUCCUAUGUUGUCCAAUUUAGUAAAAGAUGUGUUUGCAAUCUAAGUGUCUACUAUGACUUUGACAGUGCAUUUAGUACUACUGAUGGAAGGACUCUAGAUCCUUUCCAAAGUUCUUUGACCCCUAAAAUGGUGGAAGUUUUAGUAUGCACCAAAAAUUAGUUUAAAGCUUCUCUAGUUGUUGAUAGAUUCUACAUGGAAGAUGUGGAGUACUUGACAAAUUGGAUGCAGGAGUGAUGCCUACUACAUGGUGAAAUGCAUCAAUUGCUGCUUUUUCUUUUUUUUCUUUUUUUCUUAUUUAUUUUGCAUUGAAGAGUUUGUUUAUUUAUUUAUUUUUAAAACAAUGACAAGUGCUGUUGUUACAGCCUUAGUGAUUGAUUGAUUUCACUUUGCAUUUUAUUCUAUAUUAAAUUACUGUAGUUGUAUUUUAUAUUUGAAAGACCUUAGUUGAAUUUUAUGUUUGAAAAACUUUAAAUUGUAUUCUAUAUUUGAAGACU
Molecule: messenger RNA, 2682 nt
Organism: Ziziphus jujuba (common jujube)
Lineage: Eukaryota; Viridiplantae; Streptophyta; Magnoliopsida; Rosales; Rhamnaceae
Product: APO protein 3, mitochondrial
Exons: 3
Coding region: 381-1658 (425 amino acids)
Molecular function (GO): RNA binding
Source: RefSeq, a predicted model, not a curated record